Messenger RNA from Prorocentrum cordatum, 5472 nucleotides. Lineage: Eukaryota; Dinophyceae; Prorocentrales; Prorocentraceae. The record is from the annotation of a GenBank genome assembly.
GGGAGGCUUCUGCCUGGCCACCGCCAACGUGACGUCGCGGGGGCCCUUGAACGAGUACCUCCUUCAGGCGGAUGGACAGACGACCCUGGCGCUGGCCGUGCAGGAGCACCACUGUGCGGCAGGCGUUCUGGCGACGCAGCAGCGGGCGGCCAAGGAUGCUGGCUGGCACGGGGUCUGGAGCGCCGCUACGCCGUCCCCGACAUCGACGACGGGUACGAGCGACGGGGUCGCGGUGUUGGCCCCCGCCAGCAUCCCGUUGACGGGGCCCCCUGGGCGCGACUCGCACGUGCUGGUGCCUGGGCGGCUGGCCGCUGGGCAUGUACGAGCAGGACCUCAAGGAGGCGCGGUGGUGCUGAGCGUGUACCUGCACGUCGGAGAAGGGCUCUCGGCGAACAACCUGGGCAUCAGAUGGCAGCUGGCCCAGUACCUCGGCGUGCUGGAGGCGGAGGGCUACCACUCGGCGGUCAUGGGAGACUGGAACAUGGAGGCGGGCGUCAUGGACUUCGGGUGGAUCCGCAGGCUGCGAGCGCAGAUUCGGGUACCCGACGCCCCCACCUGCAGGCAGGGCAGCGGCUCCAGGAUCGACUACUUCGUGGUGUCCAAGAGCCUGGCUGGCUUUGCGGCGGCACCGCCGCGGCUUGACAGGGGUGCCAGCACGUGGCCCCCCUGGCCCGUCCACCUGCCCCUGCGGGCACUGAGAGUGGAGUCUUGGCAGCAGGUGCUGGAUGAGCCGGGAGCAGUUCCCAGGGAGCCCGCCAAGCCUGGCUGCGCCCGUGGCCCCUGGCGGUGGACGGAGGUGAUGCGAUGCGUCCAGGCCACGCACGCCGACCAAAGCCUGCAGAUCAUCUGGGACCUGUUGCUGGAAGGGAUUGAGACGGAGAUCCUCAACAGGCGGGACCUGGCUGCAGGCUUGGGAUGGGAGAUGGCGCAGUGGAAGCCACCCCAGAAGCGGAAGCUGCGGGGGCCAGAGGCGCACGCCUGGGCGGCGCUGGCUGGGAGGGCGUCCGAGCCCCUCAGCAAACGAGACCGCCUGGGCAAGCUGCUGGCAGCGCUGGACAGCCACCGGCAGGAGGAAGGCAGAAAGGCGGUCGCGGCGAGGGACAAGUGCGUGAAAUCCAUCGCGGCCACCCUGGCGCGCCUCAAGAUGUUCCUGGCGGACAUCGAGAACCAUGUGCACUGGCGGACCAUGCCGCGGUGGACACAACGGCCAUUUGGAGAGAAUUCCAACUGGGCAGAGGCGGGCUUCGAGCGGGACCUCAACCGUGCGCUGGUUGAGGCGAAGGAGAAGCAGAGGAGGCUGGUCCAGGCCGACGAGGCCCGCUGGAAGGAGUGGGUGGACGAGGCCUUCCUGGGCGGCGCGGGAGGUUCAGCGGCCUUGGUGGACAGGGAGAUGAAGCCGUGGAUCGACAUCUGGAACUACCACGGCCUCACCAGCAUGGUGCACGACGUGAGGGAUGUGAUACGUUCGUUCCCAUGGCGCACAGGGGUGGGCCAGUCGGGCAUUCCGCCGAGGGCGCUGGAGGAUCUCUCCGACGAGGCCCUGCAUGCCAUGGUUGCGGUCUACCACACUUGCGAGGAGCUCCUCGCGUGGCCGAGUGGCCGCCUCAUCAACGCCAUGGUGAGGCUGCCCAAGCCUGACGGGGGCUGCAGGCUGAUCGGCCUCAUGCCGACCUUGGUGCGAGUGUGGGGUCGAGCAAGAAGGCCGAUCACCAACGACUGGGAGCUUGCCCAUCCUUCGGCCCUGGUUUGGGGCACGGGCCCUGGACGCUCGAGCUCCGACUCCGCGUGCGAGCUGAACCUGGCCAAGGAACAGGUUCGCCUGGGCGGCUUGGACUCGGCCCAGGUGGCCCUCGACCUCUGGAAGGCCUACGAGCUGGCGGCGCCAGAGGCGCAGAUGGUGGAGGCACGAGCGCUGGGGUUCCCUAUGAGGUUGGCGUGGAUGCUGUUGAGCACCUAUCGGCAGCCAAGGACGCCGGCGGCGUUCAAUACCACGUCGGCCCUCUUCGUGGCCUGGCAAAGGAAUAUUGCAGGGUGCGGCCACGCCAACUCGCUGCUGAUGGUACUCACGCUCCGCGCGCUGCAGAGAGCGCACGCCAUUGCGCCGUCGGUGACACCGCGUGGCCUGGUGGACGACGUAACCCUGGACUGGAGUGGACCACGGGGCGCGUCCGACAACAGCGUGUCCGAAGCGCUCACAAGCUUCUCGUCGAGCAUGGUGGAGCUCAGGCUAGUCAUGCAGCCGCAGAAGUCGGGGUGCCUGGCCUCCUCCAGACUGAGGGCGCGGCUGCUGGCGCCCUCUAUGCGGUGCGCGGGCAUCGCGGGAAAAGCCCUCGCGGCCAGGCGCAGCCGAGUGGCCAUGCUCAGGCGGGCCGCUGGAAGGCGCGCAGCGGCCCUGAUACCCGCGGGCCUAUCCCCGUCGGCCGGCCAUGGCGCGGGCGUAGCUGGCCUGGCGGAUCGGCCGCUGGCACAGCUGAGGACGGUGGCGGCGGCCACGGCGGGUGCCAAGGCGGGCUGUGGUACCGCCGCGGUCAUGCUGCUGCAGCGGCGCGUGGACUUCGACCCGAUCUACGCAGCCACCAUCCCGCUGGUGACGCGCCUGGCCAGCCGCAUCUGGGAGGGCCGAGGAUCCCUGGCCAGCCUGAGCGCCAGCUGGGGCAAACUGGUUGAGGCGGCGAGGGCGGGCGCGCUGUCCUGGGCGACGAUGCAAGGCCCGCUCGGGGCCACGUGGCUCACGCUCGGCCGCAUCGGCUGGACGAUGACAGCGGCGUGGGCGCUGCAGACCGACCUGGGCGAGACGAUGUCCAUGCUGAGGGUGGCCCCGCGGGACAUCAAGGACGCCCUGGUGGAGGGCAUCCAGCGCUGGCAGUGCAGGCGGCUGGUAGCCCACCUGCCCGAGGGCCAGUGCGAGACCCUCUGGCCGAAGGCAGUCCGCGCCGUGGCGUGCAAGACGAGGCCCGCUGCGGAGCUGGGGGCCAUUCAAACGGUUUGGGCAGGAGGGCACUUCACCAACGCCUGGAGAUACGCCAGAGGACACGCCGACUCCGACACGUGCCAGGCCUGCGGGGGAGCCAAGGACACGCUCAUGCACAGGUGGUGCGCGUGCCCUGCCCUUAUGGCACCGCAGGGCGAAGAGUUGGAGCACGAGGAGCCGUUCCGCAAGCCGAUUGCGGGGAUGCGCCGCCAGCUAGAGGAGGCCGAGCAGAAGUGGACCAUCGGGGGCAGCGAGCUGCCACUGUCGCACGACCUGCCGCUGCUACCUGCCAUGCCGCCGCCUGCGCCGUCGGACAACGUGGUCCUGGAGUGGGGCGCCACGCAGGAGGGCUGGCCGUCGGUGGUAUACACGGACGGCUCAGGGCACGCCUCCAGCGACCCCGAAGCGGGCUCCGUCCAGGUCAUCGUCAACGACCUGCAGGCCCUAGUCACGGAGGGCAACGACUGGUCCCCGACGGCGCAAUCGGCCAGGGGACGGCACGCCAGCACCUGGCGCCAGCUCCAUGCGGCUGCAGCGAGGCGCGGGGGACAGCCGCCGCGCUUCCGAUGGGUGCCCGCCCACCGCAGCCUCCAACAAGCGCUGGACGAGGGCAUGCGGCCCCUGGGCUGGCUGAGGAACUGCUGGGCGGACUUGUUCGCCAACCUCGGCGCGGGGGAGGCCAGGCUGCCCAACAACACGGUGGAGGCGCUGCAAGCGAAACCCCAGCGCGCCCUGAACACGGCCACGUUCCUGGGCUGGGCGGCGGCGCGCAUCUGCCAACUGGACCUGCGGAUGCCCCUCGGCGAAGAUGGCAGACUCCAGCGCCGUCAGGUUUGGAGGGGGCCCGCGGCCCCAAAGCUCAGCCUCACGAGGCGCGAGUACCAGGUCAUCAGCUCGUGCGGAGUGCAAUGUGUGCACUGCGGCAGGGGGGCCUACACGGCGAGGGCACGGACGCUGUUGGACUGCAGACCCUGCCAGACUACGGAGCUGGGCAGGAUGCGGGCCCACUGCAACCAGGGGCGGCCACUGGCGAGUUCAGCAGCUGUCAAUGCGAGCCUGCAGGCGGCUGAGCGUCUGGAGGAGGAGGAGCUCCUGCCCACGAGCGGGGCGCACACCACGGCAGAGGACCAUGAGUUGACGUUGCAGCGGAAGGUCGACCACCUGCUGGAGGCGGCCAAGGGUGCCCCUGCCGCGAGGCCUGCCGACACGGAGGCAUCUGGACCGCCAAAGGCACGGUGGUCGCAACGACCCGUUCUUCGACCCGACCGAAGCUGCGAGCAGGGCGCCGCGGGGCGCGUGGGCUUGGCGUGGCCGCAGGAAGGCAACGACCUCUUCGCCACCGAAGCGUGGGACCGCGCUGGGCCGCUGGAGGCCGCCUUGGGCGCACUGGCUAGCUCCUGGAUCGUCGACCUGAUGGACCAGGGCCUGGCCUACGCGCUGCUGGACGAGGAGGUCUACCGCGGCUUCUUCGCGCAUAACCGCGACGAGAUGCGCAGCGCGGAGCAGCUGAGGCGGGCCGAGGAGUUCUGCGAGAGAGGAUGGCGCGGCGGCGGGCCUUUCAGGGAGGCCCACGUCGACGAGACGCUCCAGCUGGGGGGCGAGGCCAGACAAGCCAAGCUCCAGGGGCUGAGGGACUACCACGCUGCGGCGCGCGCCUUCCUGUGCGAUCGUGGGAACGCACGGCGCGCUGGGGGCAGACGUGGGCCUCUCUACUUCACCUUCUUCGAGCCCGUGGGCGGAGCGUAUGGAGGUGGGAGCGGCGGCCGGCGACAGAGCGGUGCGGCCCAGCGGCGAGGGCGCUCGAGGUCUCGGACGAGCAGCCGUACCAGCCAGUCGCAGGGCCCCGCGGGAGGCCGAGCCGAGCCGCAGAGGCCUGCGCUGCCGCGGCCAAGGGGCGUUGCGGAUGGCCCACCACGGCCAGUGGGCCCGCGGGCCGCCCACGCCCAGCGGCGCAGGCGCAGUGCGAGGCGGUCGGCCAGCAGGCCCCGCUCUCGACGCGCGCGGGGCCAGCCCGCGGCCCAUGCCAAGGACGAGCGCAACAGCAGCCCCGACCCUGACGCGGCGAUCGGCCUGGAGGUGCUCCGCAGCAUGCUGAGGGCCGCGGAGGACUCCUGGAUGGCUUGGGCGGCGCAGUGCGCCCUCGCCUGGCUGGCCAGGCCCGACAAUGAGGACGCGAGGGCGGCGGCUGCGAGGCGUGCAGGCUCAAUAGGCUUGCGAGCGCUGGCCCAGGCGAUGGUCAGGCAAGCGUGGCUCUUGACAGCGGACGCGCGGCGCAUCACAGUGGGGCACCUGGUGGGCCUGGAGACCCUGGAGGACUGGCUGCACGUGGCUGCCCUGCAGCGGGCCACACUGGACGACGUCUGCUGCGCCAUGGGGGACGUCAUCGGCGAGGCGGGGGCCAACCUGCCCGCGCUGCCUGGCUUCGCUGGCGCCCUGCCCGGCCUGGGCCCCGCUGGCUCUAGCGAGCAGCCAUCCCGCCAAGCUGGCCUGCCGCGGCCCCU